CAGCCGACAGACUAAAACUCCGACCCGGAGGAGAAAUCCAUCCAGCCUCCGGUCCGCAACUGAGCCAGGCGCUGUGGCGGAACCGAAGAGGAAAACCCGGGAGAGGCAGAAGAAAGGAGCGAAGCCUGACUCUGGACAUGUGCGGAGAUGACACUUCAUUGAACGUACUGUGACAGAGUUCGACUCUCCGUCCACAUUCAAGGAAAGAGAUCUACGCUUUCCUUAAUCACGCCGCAGUGAACACAACUUUACUGUUACUAUUUAGCUUCCCCUCAGUUACCGACUACAAUGUAUCGUUCCACAAAAGGAGCUUCGAAAGCUCGAAGGGACCAGAUAAACGCAGAGAUAAGGAACCUCAGAGACUUGUUGCCCAUCUCCGAAGCGGACAAGGCUCGCCUUUCCUAUCUACACAUCAUGUCCCUUGCUUGCAUGUACACAAGAAAAUCCGUCUUCUUCUAUCAAGAUGUAGCUGCAGCUAGUGGUAUUGAGGAAAGCGCGAGAUUCCUCUCAUUUCACGAGCUCUCGGAGUUCGUGCAAGCGAUGCCAGGAUUUCUGAUGUUACUGACUGCGGAGGGAAAGCUCCUUUACCUGUCGGACAGUGUCUCUGAGCACCUCGGACACUCAAUGGUAGAUUUGGUCGCUCAAGGGGACAGUGUGUUUGACAUAAUAGACCCUACAGACCACUUUAUCAUGAGAAGUAACCUGGUGCCUCCUACUUCACCUGACACAGAUCGAUUGUUCCGCUGCCGUUUCAACACUUCCAAGUCAGUGCGCAGGCAGAGUGCUGGCAAUAAGCUUGUUCUUAUUCGGGCUCGCUGUCUGUCACCACCGCCGGACCAAGCCUCUCCAGGAACCUACUGGACUUCCAACCCCGUGUGGGUUUGCUUCUGCGCACCUCUUGAGCCCCACCCACCUCGACCUGGCACUGCCGCAGAACAACCUUUGCCACUGUCCUUGGAGAGCAGUUUCCUCCUUCCAUGUUUCCGCUCCCAGCACAGUCGUGACAUGAGACUCCAGGAAGCACAGGACAGUGUGAGUGUUUACCUUGGCAUGGACGUGGCGACUCUAUGCUCUCGCUCCUGGUAUAGCCUUCUACAUCCACAGGACCUUACACAUGCUUCAACUCAGCACUGUAGCCUGUUGAGAGAGGGAGGAGAAGGCAGGGCUGAGAUGGUGGUUCGUGUGGAGGCUUCAGAUCACUCGUGGGUUUGGCUGUAUAUGGUCUUGCAGCUGGAAACAGGCGAGAAUCCUAUCAGCAGUAACAAUUACAUCAUCAGUGAGUCCGAGGCCUGGUCUGUGAGGCAGCAGCUAAGCUCUGAAGAGACCCAGCUCUCUGGGGUGUUGAGCACCAGCACCUCCCAACAGGAGACUCUGAGCUUGCAAAGUCCUGAAACGCUCUCUAGCCCAGACCAAGUGUUCACGCCUGGGAGCAGUGGUCUCUCGGCUCAGUCAUUUGACUUUAGCACGGCAGUUUGCAGCGCUGGCUCCACAGAAGAGCAAGCUGGCAGCUCUGCCAUGGAACCCAUGCCACUGGAGAGUGGUCCACGCUCCAGUCUCUCCUCCUUGGAGGAGGAGACCUUCUUCCAGCAACCACCUAGCGAGCCUGUGGACAGGCCUUCAGCCGCUUCUUCCCCUGAUACAGUCGCAACUGUGUCAGACUUGGACUUCCUCACCCAGAACAUUCUACUGCCCCCUGCUUUCCAGGUAGACCCCCCAUUACCUGCACUGCCCCUUCCACUACCACCUGUACCUACCUCCCAGUCCCAGCAGACCAAGGAGUUUGUGUGCACCCCUCCAUAUACACCACAGCUAGGGAGCAGCAGCUUUCCCUUUGGGGAGCCACUCUUCAGCUUUGAUCCCACUGGUGCCACCACGCCACCGCCACUUGUCCCUACCGCAACGGUUACGACGACAGCAGCUCCCUCUUUGUCUCCAUCUGCUCCAUCAAAUCCUCAAGGCAGCCCUGCUCCACCUACUACCACACUCUCCACCUUGCUGCCUCUCACUCUGCCAGCUCCAUCCACAGAGAUUCUUUUUCCUGUGGAACCUUGCAGUGGUGCAUUGUAUGAGAAGCUUCCUCCGACUCCAGACAGUCCCGGAGAUGGAGACUGCACUGUCAUGACUCUGCCUGAGGUUCGGGGUCCACUCUAUGUUGAUGUCCCCCAUGGGCCGCUCCCAUAUCCACCUGAAGGCCUACUCACACCUGAAGCCUCACCUGGAAAACAGUCCAACCUGUCUUUCUUUACCCUAGAGCGGGAGAGAGAAAAAGACAGAACAGAGAUCUCCCUUUUAGCCCAGCACAUAAGUACGCUAGCCGAAGGGUUCUACCUAGACCCUCUCCUCUCCAAGCUGUUGCCCUCUUCCAUUUCUCCCCAAUCUCCGUCUCCUUCCUUGGACUCAGAGGGGCUGGAGACAGUCCCACGUCUGGGUGAAUUUUACCCAGUUAAAUCCUGGAGAGGCCUGGACCUGCCCCUCUUCCCAGACGACGACUCUCUGUUUGAAGAGAGUGUCUUAGAGUCCCUCCUUCAAGACCUCUCCUCACCUUCGCUCUCUCCCACCCCUUCCUCUCCCUCCAGUGCUCCCUCUUCCCCAUUGACUCCUGAGUGCUGGCGCCCAACCCUGCACUUCGACGGGGUUUCUGUCGUGAGUGCCGGCCACUUCUGUAGCGUCCAAUCGGCGCGCUGUAACCACGCGGCCGGGUGCGGGGCCACAAUGUCGCCGGUAGACGCAGGCGACAUGGCGGACGUCAAGUUGGCAGGUGAAGUUGCCAUGGAGACAGAGGCAGUGUCAUCGCCAGUGUCCACCGGUAUCCCAGCAUCCCCGCUGCACCUGACUGCCUCGCUCGUCUCUCCAGCACCUGCCUCCUCGCCCGCCAGCCCCGCAUCAUGUGGCCUGCCUUGCGCCCAGUCCCUCCUCGAGGAGCUGGCCGCCCUGGAACCCAUGUUUGGGGCAGGUGCCUCGAUCACCCCUGGCCUGGGGCAACAACCUGAGUUGUAUCAACUCCAAAGUCACCUGCCGCAACAGUGCUUCCGCAAAGAUGGGAGUGGAAGUGAUCCUCCGUUCUAAAAUAAGUCUGUGACUUACUUCAUUAAGUAUGGCAUAUUGUCAUAUUUCAUGGAGCUACUUUUACUGAAAAGUGAAGAUGAUCUAAUUGUAUAAAUAUAUACAUAAUGUAUAUAAAGCCAAAAACACUUAAAACUUCCUCAUAUCCACUGAGAAAACAAUUAUUCAUAUUUUGUUCAUGUAUUUAUCCAUAACUUUUUAUGUCAAUAAUGGUGCAACAUCACAACAAUGAUGCAAUAUACUAGCUGUGUGCGAACCAAGUUGUGAAGACUUGGAGGUCAGUUUUAUUCUCUGCUUUACUGUAACAUGAGCUUUUAUUGGAGACUAAGAUCUCUGACUUUGUAAGCGCAACUCGACUUACAGACUUGCAUUUGUAUUCACUCGUAGUGAAAAUAACUCUGUUGUGAACUCUUGACAUGAAGGGAGAAACAAAACUACCUUCGUAUCUCAAUAAGAUAACAAUCAGCCAGCUUACAGCUCAAUGCUUGUGAUGGCAGCAACAUACACACAAAGCCCAAAGUGUGGAGAAUGAACUUAACUGUGCAGCACUAAAACUGGACUUUCCUACAGGCUGCAAGGACUUAGUAGUACUCAGUUCCUUCCGUGAUCUCCUUAUCUAUAUUAUAUUCCUUUUUAAUGGUGUAUCUAUUAAUUGGAAACAGUAAUACCAACAGCACUACUAAACAUUAAAAAUCCAGAACACAUUGAGCUUUGGGUCUAUGGCUGCCAUUUCUAGAGUUUUGUUUUUCCAAAUCUGUGUAUCAGUGUGCUGUGCAAAUGUUUCUUUAAUCUGUGAACAAAUCCCAGUUUGUGUGCAAGACAAGUCAAGGUUUUCGACACUAUUUCAACUGGUCCAGCAGAUGCAAUCAGGAGACGAAACUACUAGCUGACAAUGAGAAGAACAGAAAACUGUGUGGGAUUGCACAUAAACUUGACUGGACUGCCUCUUUGGCCAGCCAGGGUUAAAUGGCUCCUCGAUCAGCCAUUUGUGUGAGCAAAGCCAGACACAAACACAAUGGACUUCUUUGCGGCAUCGAUAUUUGCAAUGCCUGUGAUCUGCUGUUCCUCUCGUGUGCUUGGCAGAGCCGAAGUGUGCUGAAUCCAGCCAGGCGCCAUUUUUAUACAGCGAAUACCACGAUGACAUCGUAACUUCACUGUGUGCGGUGUGGAGUGGUGAGCACAACUGUGUGAAUGGCCAAUUCUUCUUUUUUGAGAGGGGUUAAAAAAUCCACACACACACACAAAAAAAAAAAAAGAACAAGUGAAGUUUUGUUUUAAAAAAUGAAACGGACAAUAGGGAUGUGAUACUAUUUCUAUUCAGUUACCAGUCGACACGGGUUGAGAAUGGUUCUAUUCCCAUUGUGUUGACAUGCUAACGUAGAGUUGUCUACGGUCAAGUAAAGGAUUGAUUCCUACAUUCUACCUAUUUACAUGCUAAGUUAAAAAAGUAUUAUAUUGUUUGCGUGCUGUUAUACAGAAUGGAAGCUUGGAGCACAUGCCUCUAGAUAGGCAGGUGCUAAAGUUCCAGUAUGGUAAUAGGAUGUACACAUUUGUACAUUUGUAUGAACAGAGCCGAUAUCUGUACAUAUCAGAGACAUUUUUAUGGUAUAUGACAAAAACAUACUUGACAUAAUGCUAUCUAUGAAGAAUGGACAUUGUGGAUCAGUGUUCUUUUGUGUCGCUGAUAAGUGUAUUUGGAUGUCAAAAACAAAUGCAUUUAUAUUAAAGUGCACUUAAAGCUG
Messenger RNA from Electrophorus electricus (electric eel), 4805 nucleotides. It is a transcript of the gene npas4a, whose product is annotated as neuronal PAS domain protein 4a. Gene Ontology annotation, molecular function: RNA polymerase II transcription regulatory region sequence-specific DNA binding; DNA-binding transcription factor activity, RNA polymerase II-specific; protein dimerization activity. Gene Ontology annotation, biological process: regulation of transcription by RNA polymerase II. NCBI's taxonomy places the organism in Eukaryota, Metazoa, Chordata, Actinopteri, Gymnotiformes, Gymnotidae. The record is from RefSeq and is a predicted model, not a curated record.